Psammomys obesus (fat sand rat) is the source of this 1665-nucleotide messenger RNA. RefSeq names its product glycerol kinase 2 (gene Gk2). Gene Ontology annotation, biological process: glycerol-3-phosphate biosynthetic process; glycerol metabolic process; triglyceride metabolic process. NCBI's taxonomy places the organism in Eukaryota, Metazoa, Chordata, Mammalia, Rodentia, Muridae. The record is from RefSeq and is a predicted model, not a curated record. Gene Ontology annotation, molecular function: glycerol kinase activity. Gene Ontology annotation, cellular component: mitochondrion. The coding region runs from base 1 to 1665 and encodes 554 amino acids. The transcript has a single exon.
AUGGCAGCCUCGGAGGAAACAGCUGUCGGGCCGCUGGUGGGAGCGGUGGUCCAGGGCACCAACUCCACUCGCUUUCUGCUUUUCGAUUCCAAAACAGCAGAACUAAUUGGCCAUCAUCAAGUGGAAUUGAAGCUACAGUAUCCAAAAGAAGGAUGGGUGGAGCAAGACCCCAAGGAAAUCCUUCGGUCUGUCUAUGAAUGCAUAGCAAAAACUUGUGAGAAAAUUGCUGGUGAGAACAUUGAUGUUUCCAGCAUUAAAGCUAUCGGCGUGAGCAACCAGCGGGAAACCACUGUUGUCUGGGACAAGUUCACGGGAGAGCCUCUCUACAAUGCUGUGGUGUGGCUUGAUCUCAGGACCCAGAGCACUGUAGAGACUCUCAAUAAGAAAAUCCCAGGAAAUAGCAACUUCGUCAAGUCUAAGACAGGCCUUCCGCUUAGCACUUACUUCAGUGCGGUGAAACUGCGGUGGAUGCUGGACAACCUAAGACCCAUUCAAAAGGCUGUUGAGGAAGGCAGAGCCCUGUUUGGAACCAUUGACUCGUGGCUCAUCUGGAGUAUGACAGGAGGAGUCAACGGAGGCGUCCAUUGCACCGAUGUAACAAACGCCAGCAGAACAAUGCUUUUCAACAUCCAUUCUUUGGAAUGGGACAAAGAACUCUGUGACUUUUUUGAAAUUCCCAUGGCCAUUCUCCCAAACGUAUGUAGUUCUUCAGAGAUCUAUGGCCUGAUAACAACAGGGGCCCUGGAAGGCGUGCCAAUAUCUGGAUGUUUGGGGGACCAGUCUGCUGCCUUAGUGGGACAAAUGUGCUUCGAGGAAGGUCAAGCCAAAAACACCUACGGAACAGGAUGCUUCUUACUAUGUAACACAGGCAAGAAAAGUGUAUUUUCUGAACAUGGCCUUCUGACCACCGUGGCUUACAAACUAGGCAAAGAGAAGCCAGUAUAUUAUGCAUUGGAAGGUUCUGUUGCGAUAGCUGGUGCUGUUAUCCGCUGGCUAAGAGACAAUUUUGAAAUCAUCGCGACCACGGAAGAAAUCGAAACGCUUGCGUCAGAGGCCGGCACUUCCUACGGCUGCUACUUCGUCCCAGCCUUUUCAGGGCUAUAUGCACCUUACUGGGAACCCACGGCGAGAGGGAUAAUCUGCGGUCUCACUCAGUUCACCAACAGAUGUCAUAUUGCCUUUGCUGCCCUGGAAGCUGUUUGUUUCCAAACCCGAGAGAUUCUGGAUGCCAUGAAUCGCGACUGCGGAAUUCCACUCAGUCAUUUGCAGGUAGACGGAGGAAUGACAAGCAACAAAAUUCUUAUGCAACUACAGGCAGACAUUCUGCACAUUCCGGUAAUUAAGUCUAUUAUGUCCGAAACAACUGCCCUGGGAGCUGCCAUGGCAGCUGGAGCUGCGGAAGGGGUAGAGAUUUGGAGUCUAGAACCCAACGACAUGCCUACGAUUUUGAUGGAACGGUAUGAACCACAAAUCCUAGCCUCGGAGAGUGAAAUUCGUUACGCAACAUGGAAGAGAGCAGUGCUGAAGUCAAUGGGUUGGGUUACACCUAACGAUCCUGAAAACAAAGAUAAUGCUGUCUUCUCUUGUCUGCCCUUGGGUAUUUUUAUAGUGAGUAGCAUGACAUUAUUAAUUGGAGCAAGAUAUGUCUCAAAUUUCGAAGAGUAA